AAUACAGCACAUACAACGAAGCUCUAUUGCACGCGCUUGCUUCGUCUUGGAGGAGGGGGCUUGAUGGAGGUGGUCAUUUCCGGUCGGGAAUCGCAGCGACCCCCUUCACCACGCUUACAAUAAAACGAAGGGCGAUCUUCGGGCGUUGCGAGCAUGGCGAAUGAACUAGAGCGGGUUCGUUCAGACAUUUCGAGGUACGAGGACCGGUGCGCCGAGGUUGAAGAGGAGCUCCGACAACCGCUGAACAAGAAGCAGCGAGACAAGCGGGAGAAGGAGCUGAUCCUCCUGCUGGCCAACUUGGUGGAGCUUCGGAAGGAGAAGAACCUGGCGCAGGAGGCGCAGGAACGGAGCGCGGCGGCUGGCCAGUUGAGCGCAGCAGCGUUCGGUGCUCUCAACCAGAAGCUGGACAUCGUUCUGGCCCAGCAGCAGGUGAUAAGCCAGCAGUACCAGGCGAUCCUGACAUCGAUAACUUCCAGCGCUCACCUGCCACCGUCGUCACUCGAUUCAGCAGCCCGUCAGAACCUGCGGGAAGACGUGCUGCUAAAGUACAAGGCGGUAGAUGGCAAAGGCUGGACGUGGUGUUUGGUCACUGGCCGGUUCUGGCCACCGCUUCCAGACACCAAUGCGCCUCACGUGCGGGCUUGCCACAUCUUCCAGCGCAAGUGGGGCAUCACUGAGUGGGCUGGGCUCGAGCUGGGGCCCUCGUUGGAUACGCCUAUCAACGUGAUCCCAACGCACGCUGGUGUGGAGCACGCAUUCGACGGGUUUCAGGUCAUCGUGCUGCCCAGCCAGGCUGAGGAGGACGAGGACGGCGAGACCAUCUUCACGGUGCACGUGCUGGAUCCGGAACUCCUGCAUAAGACCGUGUACGGUGAGUUCAAGAGCCGGCAGCACGAGAACAGCACCCCCUGUGCCGAGCCGCCAUCCGAGCUGGCGGCCAUCACAUUCAUGGACAUCGACAAGACACCGCUCAAGUUCAGGCCGGAUUCGGACAUGCGGCCGGCGAAGCGGUGCUUUAUGGCACAUGCACUAUGGGCGCUCACGUUUGCCAAGGUGCGCAAGUGGCCGGUGGACCCGGGCAUCCGCGUGACCGUGGACAGCUUCGGCUGGAGAUCACCCACUUUCAUGGAGGCAAGGGAGAGGACGCAGCUGUGGGUUCACAUGCAGGCAGCCGGUGUGGCUGCCGGGCUGCCGGCAGGCCCUAUCGACGGGCUGCUGGCAGACGAGCUGCCGGCAGACGAGCUGCCGGCAGGCUCCAUUGACGGGCUACCCACGAGCGCUGUAGGCAGCGGCUGAGGGUGGAGCGUUGUGCACGCAUGUCCUCGUACCGUUGGAGCUCGUGUACACAACGGUCCUCUUAGUCCGAGAUGUAUGCGGGGAGCCGUCAAUUCAGCAGGCUCGGAAGACAGGGCGGUGGGGUGGCGGCGUGACGCAUGACAGGGCAAGGAAGGUAGGAUGUGUGGGGCGUUAGGGUCGGGAGGAGAUGAGAGUCAUGUUGCGCGCAUUGGCCUGCCAUGGCGUGCAGUGGAGGAUGCGUACAGAUCCCAGCACAGGUGUGGUGGGUGCGGUGGGUUACAGGCAGGGCGAGAGGGGGGCAUCCUUGCGUAGUGCUGAGACCACCUCCUCACUGCCCAUGCACGUACUCCCCAUGUGUACUCAAGCGAUACGGCCUAGAUGCACUAGACACUAUCUACAAUGCUCAAAACCGCUCUGAUUUUGAAUCCAGCUGCUGCUCGCUUCGCUCGGGGGCAUUAAGCCCCAAAGGGCGGUUUUAAGCAUUGUAGAUAGUGUCUAGUGCAUCUGGGCCGUACCGCUUGAGUACACAUGGGGAGUACGUGCAUGGGCAGGGAGGAGGUGGUCUCUGGAGCUUCUAGUAAACUUGAACGGAACUUAAGACAGGUUAUGAAGGAGGGAAGCGGAUAAAUAGGCUGGCGAGGUAGCGCAUGCUGGGUAGGCGAAGGCCGAGGAGAGAAGGGCGGGGGAAGCCGCCGUAUGUCGGAGGAUGGGGCCCCAUGCGUGAACGUGGCUCGAAAGACGGACUGUUUUGGUUGCACCGGUAUCGUGCGAGUUAUUAUUUUACUUAGCGUUUGGCGUACUAGCCGUUGGACGCCCACCCUACUUGUUUUUACGCAUACUCUGCGAAAUGGAGGCUUGCUACCUAGCGCGGUUUUGAGUCACUCUUGUGUUUUCAUCCUGGGGGGUGGUCUCUGCCCGGCGACUAGGAAUGGCCGGGCAGACCCGUGCUGGUUAGUAGGCGGCGUAGAAAUUAGACGGUCGCGGGGCUGGGGCCAAGGGACGCGGCGUGCGACUGUGUUUAGGCACGCCGCCCAAGUAAGGGCACAGCCGCUUACUCCCCAUACCCAUUUGCCCUCCCCGGGUGAUGAACGUUUGCAAACUUGAGCAAGACGAUGAUUAUGACUUGCAUUGCGGUAUGCGGAAUGCUGUAAUUGGUGGGUGAU
This is a messenger RNA of Chlamydomonas reinhardtii, 2459 nucleotides long. RefSeq lists its product as uncharacterized. The transcript has 5 exons. The record is from RefSeq and is a predicted model, not a curated record. NCBI's taxonomy places the organism in Eukaryota, Viridiplantae, Chlorophyta, Chlorophyceae, Chlamydomonadales, Chlamydomonadaceae. Bases 154 to 1296 code for a protein of 380 amino acids.